Messenger RNA from Gavialis gangeticus (Gharial), 733 nucleotides. Its product is annotated as lactase-phlorizin hydrolase-like. NCBI's taxonomy places the organism in Eukaryota, Metazoa, Chordata, Crocodylia, Gavialidae. The coding region runs from base 1 to 708 and encodes 235 amino acids. Gene Ontology annotation, biological process: carbohydrate metabolic process. The transcript has a single exon. Gene Ontology annotation, molecular function: beta-glucosidase activity. The record is from RefSeq and is a predicted model, not a curated record.
AUGGAGCUGGUUUGUAAGGUGGUCUUACUUUUUCUUUUCUUUUCUCCUGGCUGUGGGACAGAGUGGGAAUUUGCUCAGACUGUUACUGCAAUUGCUAGUCCUCUAACCAGCGAGUUUGUGAGUCCUUUGAAUUUUCAAAAGAAAUUCAUAGAAAAACAGGGUCCUGGUAAUGAAACGGUUGAUGCUGAUGUACACUCUUAUUUGUGUGAUCAGCCUUAUGUGGCUUUCCUGCCACAGUACCUCUCCUACCUGCAUGCAAAUGGUGUGACACAUUAUAAAAUCUUUAUGCCAUGGAUACACGUUCUUCCAGAGGGGAAUUUCAGGACUCCAAAUGAGACUAAAGUGCAAUGUUAUAGACAACUUCUGAUGGCUAUUAGUGCUGCAAGCAUUAAGCCAGUGGUUAUUCUGCAUCACAAGAAUUUACCUGGUGUCAUCAUCACCCGGUCCAUGGUGAAGACGAGCACCUUUGUGGACCUCUUCGUGGAAUAUGCUGAGUUUAAUUUCCGUUCUUUCGGCGACUUGGUUGACAUGUGGCUGACCUUCAGUCACCUACCUGAGGUCCUUCAGAGCUUGCCUUAUGACGACCCCUCAUCCUCUCUCCAGGCUCUAGUUGCCGCUCAUGAAAGAACAUAUAUGCUCUACCGUGAAAAAUACUCUUCAACAGGUAAAGAGAGCCCAAAUGGGGAUUGUCGCAUGUACAUUUCCUAAAGGUUUGGAGAUGAUUAAACUUAUC